AUGGGAGGUCAAGACGGGAGGUCAGGAGGCCAGGAGGCCAGGAGGUCAAAGAUCGGUAAGGUUACGGAACGGAGUAUGGUAGGUAGGAUUGAUAUGUUGGGGGAAUCCUUGGCGAGGGGAGGGAAGGCGAGAGGAGAGGGGGAUCUUCGUUUGAGUACGGAGUAUGGAGGACGGAGUGUACAUGGUAUAUAUAUAUGGUAUGGUAUGAUGAUGAUGAUGGGAAGGACUUGGGGUUCGGGGAGAUAA
Messenger RNA from Sclerotinia sclerotiorum 1980 UF-70, 246 nucleotides. RefSeq lists its product with no specific name. NCBI's taxonomy places the organism in Eukaryota, Fungi, Ascomycota, Leotiomycetes, Helotiales, Sclerotiniaceae. The record is from RefSeq and is a predicted model, not a curated record. The transcript has 2 exons. The coding region runs from base 1 to 246 and encodes 81 amino acids.